GUUCUCUCGUCGUGUAUAAUAUUAUACCUCGCGCGUCGACAGCUCGAGAAGGCGGAACAAAAAGCGCAAGCCGCGCAACACUACGAUACCCACCGCCACCAUGUCGAAAGAUCAAAACAAUCUCGCGCAGUUUAAAUAUGCGGCCAUGUCCAAUUUGGUCCUGCAGGCGGACAGACGCUUUACGUCGCGCCGACCGGACGAGCACACUGGUGACCCCGAGUCGCUUGCAGGCCGAAUCAACAUUCGCGACAUGGGUGCGCGUACUGCGCGCGACAGCGCAAACGCACAAUCUAAGAAGCUCAAGGGUCCUGGCGUUGAGCGAGGCAACCUGGGUGAAGGUGGCGACGUCCUAGAAAGAGAGCAGCGCAAGAGGAAAAGGGACGAUGGCACAAGCGCCUUUGGGGCUACCUCUGCCACCGACUUGAACAUCGAAGGCCUCACAUACAAGCCGCGCACACCUGCCACACGCCAGACCUUUGAGCUCAUUACAACCAUUGUGAGCAGAGCUCUUGGCGAUGUCGACCCUGCGACCACGCGAAGUGCAGCCGACCAGGUCCUGGAAUAUCUCAAGGAUGACAGCAUGAAGGACUUUGACAAGAAGAAGGAGGUGGAUGAUCUUUUGGGUACCUCCAUGGGCGCAAAGGAGUUUAACGAGCUUGUGAACCUCGGCAAGAAGAUUACCGACUACGACGCGCAGGAUGACGAGGAAGGAGGCGACGAGGAGAUGGCCGAUGGCGAUGGUGCGGAUACGGGCGACAACCAAGGUGUUGCUGUCGUAUUCGACGACGAAGAGGAGGACGAAGACGGCCCGCAAACUUUCGAAGUGCGAGACGCCGACAGCUCAGAUGAAGAGGAUGAAGCAGAGGCGCCGGUAGAACAAAUCGGAGGCGACGACGACGCAAAGGCCGCAGGCUUUGCCGACACCGAGGAGACGAUAAUACAGGGCGAUGCGGCCAUUUCUGAUCGCAAGAACGGCGCAGACCAGCUCAUUCCCGCACACGAGAUCGAUGCAUACUGGUUACAACGGCAGAUUGGACAGAUCUACGAAGAUGCGCACACACAGCAAGAGAAGACACAGCAAGCGCUCAAGUUCCUUGCGGGAGUCUCGGAAGACGGCGAAGAGAAGGAGCUACGUGAGAUUGAGAACGACCUCAUGGAUCUCUUUGACUACGAACAUCACGAACUGGUCGCCAAACUCGUACUCAACCGCGACAGAGUUGUCUGGGUCACAAGGUGGCGCCGCGCCGCGGAAGACAAUGACGAACGAACGGCCGUUGAGCGGGAGAUGAAGGCUGCCGGUCAGCAACAAAUCCUGCAAGAGCUGCGCGCACGAGAGACGGGCAUCAAGGCAGAGGACGGAGCCGGUACUGGAAAGAUGAAGUUCAACCUCAAAGACAUCAGUCUUCCUGAGCCGUCAAACGACGUGGAAAUGGCCGACGCUAAACCAGAGGGCAUUGUUGGCGGCCUGCAGCCGUCAAGUCGACUUGUCAACCUGGAAAACAUUGUGUUUGACCAAGGUAACCAUCUCAUGACGAAUGCCAGUGUCAAGCUGCCUCAAGGGUCAACAAGACGCCAGUUCAAGGGCUACGAAGAGAUCCAUGUGCCCGCACCGAAAGCCAAGCGCGAUCCCAACGAACCGCCACUGAUGCCUACGUCUGAACUACCUGAGUGGGCGCGAGCGGGUUUUGGUAGCUCAAAGUCACUUAACCGUAUCCAGACCAAGUGUUUCCCGACCGCCUUCAACGACGACGGCAACAUGCUGAUUUGCGCCCCCACUGGUUCUGGAAAAACCAACGUCGCUAUGCUGACCAUGCUACGAGAGAUUGGCAAGCACCGCAACCCGCAGACGGGAGAAAUUGCCCUGGAUGACUUCAAGAUCAUUUACAUUGCUCCGCUCAAGGCUCUGGUUGCGGAACAGGUCGGUAACUUUGGCAAGCGUCUUGAGCCCUAUGGUAUCAAGGUCUCUGAGCUUACUGGUGACCGCCAACUUACCAAGCAGCAAAUCGCCGAGACCCAGAUCAUUGUCACGACUCCUGAGAAGUACGAUGUCAUUACCCGUAAGGCUACCGAUACAAGCUACAUCAACCUUGUCCGCCUCAUCUGUAUUGAUGAAAUCCAUCUUCUCCACGACGACCGUGGUCCAGUUAUUGAGAGCAUUGUCAGCAGAACCCUUCGACGUAGCGAGCAGACUGGUGAUCAUGUGCGCAUUGUAGGUUUGAGUGCUACUCUUCCCAACUACCGCGAUGUUGCCAGCUUCCUCCGUAUAGAUCCAGAAAAGGGACUGUUCCAUUUCGAUGGCACCUUCCGACCCUGUCCCCUGAAGCAGGAGUUCAUUGGUGUUACAGACAAAAAGGCCAUCAAGCAGCUGAAAACCAUGAACGACGUUUGCUAUACCAAGGUCCUGGAGCAGGUUGGCGAGCACCGCAACCAGAUGCUGAUCUUCGUACAUUCCCGAAAAGAGACUGCAAAGACUGCCAAGUACAUUCGUGACAAGGCUCUUGAGCAAGAGACUAUAGGCAAGAUUCUUCGAUCAGACGCUGCUAGUCGAGAAAUUCUAAGAGAAGAGUCCGAGUCGGUACAGAACACCGAUUUGAAGGAUGUCAUGCCCUACGGAUUCGGUAUCCAUCACGCUGGUAUGUCACGAGCAGACCGUAGUACUGUAGAAGAUCUGUUCGCCGAUGGCUCAAUCCAAGUGCUGGUGUGCACAGCUACUUUGGCUUGGGGUGUCAACUUGCCUGCGCAUACAGUCAUCAUCAAGGGAACCCAAAUCUACUCUCCAGAGAAGGGUAGCUGGGUUGAGCUGAGUCCACAGGAUGUUCUGCAAAUGCUCGGUCGUGCUGGUCGACCCCAGUAUGAUACUUAUGGAGAGGGUAUCAUCAUCACUACACAGUCAGAGAUACAAUACUACCUCUCACUACUCAACCAGCAGUUGCCUAUCGAGUCGCAAUUCAUCAGCAAACUCGCAGACAACCUCAACGCCGAGAUUGUUCUAGGCAAUGUCCGGAACAGAGACGAGGCAGUGGACUGGCUUGGUUACACAUAUCUCUUCGUUCGAAUGCUUCGAUCCCCAGCUCUGUAUCGGGUAGGUCCAGAGUAUGAGAAUGAUACAGUCUUGGAGCAAAGACGUGUAGACCUUGUCCACGCAGCUGCACAUGUGCUUGAGAAGUGCAGCCUUAUCAAGUAUGACAGGAAGACUGGAGCGCUCAACCCUACCGAACUCGGAAGAAUCGCCUCCCAUUACUACAUUACCCACAACUCGAUGGCGACCUACAACAUGCACAUCCAGCCUGGCAUCAGCGCCAUUGAGCUUUUCCGAGUGUUCGCUCUCAGUGAGGAAUUCAAGUACAUUCCUGUCCGUCAAGAUGAGAAGUUGGAGCUUGCAAAACUACUUGGAAAGGUUCCAAUUCCUGUCAAGGAGGGUGUUGAGGAGGCUCAGGCCAAGAUCAAUGUUCUCCUCCAAGCUUACAUUUCUCGCCUCAAGCUUGAGGGUUUGGCACUGAUGGCAGAUUUGGUUUACGUCACGCAAUCUGCGGGACGUAUUCUGCGUGCAGUCUUUGAGAUUUGUCUCAAGAAGGGCUGGUCGCAAGUUGCAAGGCUGGCUCUCGACAUGUGCAAGAUGGCGGAGAAGCGCAUGUGGCCUACCAUGACGCCUCUGCGACAGUUUCCCACUUGUCCCAGGGAUAUUGUGCAAAAGGCAGAACGUAUCGAUGUCAACUGGUCGAGCUACUUUGGCCUGGACCCACCCAGCAUGGGUGAGCUACUCGGUAUGCCCAAGGCUGGCAGGCUCGUCUGCAACCUUGUUGAGAAGUUCCCGCGACUCCAGAUUGAAGCAACACCACGCCCGGUGACCAGGUCGUUACUCCGCCUGGAGCUUACCAUUCGACCCGAUUUUGUGUGGGAUGCUGAGCUUCACGGAGCAUCUGAAGCCUUCUGGAUUCUCGUGGAGGACUGUGAUGGUGAACAGGUUUUGUUCCACGACACCUUCAUCCUCCGUCGUGAUUAUGCUGAUGGCGAUGCCAAUGAACAUUUGCUCGAGGUCACUGUACCCAUUGAUGAGCCCAUGCCGCCCAACUACUUCGUCACAGUCCUCUCCGAUCGGUGGAUGGCGUCUGAGACUAAGCUUGCUGUCUCUUUCCAGAAGCUUAUCCUGCCAGCCAAGUUUCCUGCUCAUACGCCCGUCCUGGACCUGCAGCCUCUGCCUGUUUCUGCUCUGAAGAGGAAGGAAUAUAUGGGCUUGUAUGAGAGUAUUGGUCGCUUCAACAAGGUCCAGACGCAAACUUUCAACACCUUGUAUACCACGGACGACAACGCGCACAUUGGUGCAUCUGCAGGCAUCGGUAAAACCAUCUGUGCUGAAUUUGCCAUAUUGCGGCAUUGGGGUACUGGCAACGAAGGCCGCAUAGUUUACCUUGCACCUUUCCAGGAGCUUGUCGAAACACAGUACAAGAACUGGAAUGAGCGACUUUCAGGUCUCUCUGGAGGCAAGGACAUUGUCAAACUCACUGGUGAAACUACGGCUGAUCUCCGACUACUUGAGAAGGGUGACCUUGUUUUGGCUACACCUUCUCAGUGGGACUCUCUUUCUCGCCAAUGGCAGCGCCGAAAGAAUGUUCAGUCUGUGUCUCUCCUGAUUGCUGACGAUUUGCACAUGCUCGGCGGAUCUAACGGCCAUGUCUACGAAAUUGUCGUCUCACGUAUGCAGGCCAUGGCAACUCAGCUUGAGUCGAAGCUGCGUAUCGUUGGACUGAGUGUCUCAUUGUCAAAUGCGCGAGACCUUGGUGAGUGGAUAGGCGCGAACAAGCACACCAUCUACAAUUUCAGCCCGGCUAUUCGAGCUGUACCGCUCGAGCUCAAGAUCCAGUCGUUCACCAUCCCCCACUUCCCAUCCCUGAUGAUGGCCAUGGCGAGACCGACAUACCUCGCUAUCACGCAGAUGUCUCCCGAUAAACCAGCUAUGAUCUUCGUUCCGAACAGGAAGCAGGCUCGUAGCUCCGCUGUCGACCUCUUCAACGCCUGCAUUGCAGACGACGAUGAGGACCGCUUCCUCAAUGUUGAGUUGUCGGAAAUCCAACCCAUCCUCGAAAAGAUCAACGAGCAAGCUCUCGCUACUUCCCUGUCUCACGGUAUCGGUUACUUCCAUGAGGCUUUGAACUCGUUUGAUAAGCGGGCUGUUCAGCACCUUUUCAAGGUUGGCGCUAUCCAGGUCAUGAUUGUUUCACGAGACUCUUGCUGGGAGAUUGACAGCAGUGCUCAUCUUGUUGUCGUCCAAGGCACCCAGUUCUACGAGGGACGUGAACACCGAUAUGUUGACUAUCCCAUCAGCGACAUUCUGCAGAUGUUCGGCAAGUCUGGCAGGGUUGGACUGGAUAAGUCGGCCAAGGGUGUGCUCAUGCUGCCUGCGGUGAAGCGCGAAUACUACAAGAAAUUCCUGAACGAGGCGUUGCCAAUCGAGAGCUACCUCCCCGACUACCUCCACGAUGCGUUCGUUGCCGAGAUCAGCGCGAAGACGAUUGAGUCCACACAGGAAGCCGUUGACUGGUCGACAUACACGUACUUCUACCGCCGCCUACUCGCCAACCCAAGCUACUACAACCUGCACGACACUUCUCAUGAAGGACUCAGUGCACACUUGUCCGACAUGGUUGAGCAGACCUUGAAGGAGUUGACGGAUGCCAAUCUCAUCGAGCAUGACGAAGAUGAGGAUAGUAUCACGCCACUCAACCCAUGCAUGAUUGCGGCAUACUACAACAUCUCUUUCAUCACCAUGCAGACGCUCAUGAUGUCGCUUAAUGGCAGGACAAGCUUGAAGGGUGUGCUAGAGAUCAUUACAGCCGCCACAGAGUUUGAGGACAUGCAGAUUCGGCGACACGAAGACCACAUUCUCCAGCGUAUUUACGACCGCGUUCCGUUCAAGAUGCAAGAGCCAAACUUUGAGACGCCUCACUUCAAGGCUUUCGUCCUUCUCCAGGCGCACUUUUCACGCAUGCAGCUGCCCAUUGACCUGGCCAAGGAUCAAGAGACUGUCCUGCGAAAAGUUCUCAACAUCCUCAGUGCCAGUGUCGAUGUCCUCUCGUCAGAAGCCCAUCUCAACGCCAUGUCUGCCAUGGAGUUAUCCCAAAUGGUCGUCCAAGCAAUGUGGCAGAAGGACUCUCCACUCAAGCAGAUCCCGCACUUCGAUACCGAUACUAUCAAGGUUGCGCAGAAGUUUGGCAUCAACGAUGUCGACGACUUCAUCAAUGCCAUGGACGAGGAUGAGAACCCAGACUACAAGAAGCUCAUCGCCGCGCUCAACGUCGACCAGCGCCAGCUUGCCGACAUUGCGAACUUUACAAACAACUUUUACCCCAACGUCGAGCUCGAGCACGAACUUGUCGAUCCCGAGGAUAUUGCAUCCAACUCGCCUGCUCAGCUCAAGGUCCGCGUCACUCGCAACCUGGAAGAGGACGAGGAGCCCAAGACGGAGGUGCACGCACCAUUCUACCCUGCCGAUAAGACAGAGAGCUGGUGGCUGGUUCUUGGAGAUCAGAAGGACCACACGCUGCUUGCUAUCAAGAAGGUGCCUAUUCUACGGAAGCUGGAGACGGUGCUUGAGUUCACCCUCGAGAAGCCUGGUAGUCAUGAGUUGACGCUCUACCUGGUCAGCGACAGCUAUCUUGGUGUGGACCAGGCGCCUACGUUCCAGCUCGAGGCUGCAGAGGGCAUGGAGGAGGACAGUGAGGAGGAAGAGGAAGAGUAGUGUUGUGUUAGUAUAGGGAGAAGUCAAUGGUUUGGAUAAUUUAUGAUACCUUGUCCUUUCAUCAUCAUCAGCAGCAGCAGCAACAGAAAAUUAGGGCUGGCGUGAACGGGGCGUUGGAAAUUGAAUUGCAUGUAUAGUAAUUUACUUUGCACAUGAUGAUUGGCUACCGGGCCGCGAUUAGUAUGUACUCUGAGCGAAUUUGGAUUGUAACAGCGUAGGAAGAACAGAUGGUG
Exserohilum turcica Et28A is the source of this 6969-nucleotide messenger RNA. RefSeq lists its product as uncharacterized. The transcript has a single exon. NCBI's taxonomy places the organism in Eukaryota, Fungi, Ascomycota, Dothideomycetes, Pleosporales, Pleosporaceae. The record is from RefSeq and is a predicted model, not a curated record. Gene Ontology annotation, molecular function: ATP binding; nucleic acid binding. Gene Ontology annotation, cellular component: nucleus. The coding region runs from base 101 to 6736 and encodes 2211 amino acids.